AUGUCUGUUUUGACUGUGAGAUAAGACUAACCAGCAACAGCACUCCUCAGUCUCUAAAACUUCACUUAAAAUAUAUUUUUAAUACUUUACAGUCAGAAUAGCAACAGUCAAAUAAGUAACUGAUAGAUUUAGAGCGAUUUGUUAUAAACAGACAAUAAUAACACGGUAAAGAAUGAACCUUACCCUACUCGAGUCACAACUUGGACACGUGCCAGCCAUUCCUUUCGUGAGGUCACACAGAAUGAGCUAAACGCGGAGGCGUCGAUGUGAUGUGUUAUUCAUGUGGGCUCCCGUGGUUCAUCUUGAAGUGGUUAUAGGUGGUGGCCCGACAUAACGACAUAGAAGGAGUCUCCGGUUACACGGAAAACAUUUAGUAGCUCCUUGUGUUUUAGGCCUACUGUGAAAAACGGAGACCUGGAGAUCACGUAUUUUUUGGAACCUUGCACGACUGGGAAGGGAUCAAAACAACAAUGCAGAGUGGCACCAAUAUAUCAGAGACAGCCAAUGAGUUAUGUAACGCGGUGUCUGUGUCUUUAGGUUUGAGUUCGCAGUUAAACGAGAUAGCGGAUAAUGGACGGAGCGAUACUGCCUUCUCUGCAGACAGCCGCCCAAAUUACGGAAAACGUUUCUCUGUCUCGGAGUCAUCUCCAGAGUUUGGAGCAGGCGCAAAUAUGACCUCAGAGUUAACCAACCAGAUGCCGAGGAAAACGAUAAUUAAAUCAAAUGAUCUCGGGCCAUCGUUCGAAGUAAAUGAAGACAUUAGUGGACUAAAUGAUGUGGGUUUUUUACAGACACUGGAGCGCGAAAGGGACAGCGAAUGCAAGGUGACAAGGCCUAUGCACGAGUUGGAGAUGGCCCGAGGUCUCCGUAAAAACUCGGACAUGUUCGUGAAUCUGGAUAACGCUAACGCACUCUCCAUGCCCUUUCAGUUUGACGAACUGUUACCGUUAAGUUUUCCAUUCCGUAAAGACUCCCCAACCCCGUUAUUCGGUAGGGACUUUCCGGACCCAUUGACCGUCAAUAACCUCAUCCAAAGCAGACGUAACAAAACCGAACCAGGGCACGAGGGACCCUGUCCGGUGGCGGGUGGAUCUUGGUUCUGUAAAUAUUGUGACAACGGAAAUUGCAUGUCUUGUGGAGCACGUAAACCCUGUCCCCCUGGGGUUAACUAUCAGGACUAUGACUCUGGGAUGCCACAGAACGGUCAUGUCCAGGAGCAAAGUUACCAAAGUGUAAUGAUGAUGCAUGAAAUGGGUCUUCAGCAAGUGUAUCACUCCGCUAUCAAGAAGGAGAGUUCUGGAUGGAUGGGUGCUGACUCAAGCUUGAGAUGUGAGGAUAUGUUGCCAGUGAGGGUGUAUUUCUCAGACCGGAGGGUGUGUAAGGUAUGUGGAGACGAGGCGUCAGGCUGUCACUAUGGAGCUGUUACCUGUGGGAGCUGCAAGGUGUUCUUCAAGAGGGCCGCAGAGGGUAAGCAGAAUCACCUGUGCGCCAGCCGUAACGACUGCACCAUCGACAAACUGAGGAGGAAGAACUGUCCUUCCUGUCGUCUCAGCAGAUGCUUCCGGUCUGGAAUGAGCCUCAAAGGCCGGAAGCUGAGGGGAGCUGGCCCGCUGAAAGGAGGAGUGGAGGGGGGAACACAAGCACCCGGCAGAGAGAGGGAAGGAGAGAGGACUGGGGGGAGAGAGUUAGCCACCAUUUCCCCACAGGCUCAAUGUGAGGGCUAUGCUGCCUCGCAGGCUCACGCUCUUGGCCCCUCCCCCAGCCUGCACCCCUCCCUCCUCAAUGUCCUGAGUUCCAUCGAGCCAGGAAUGGUCAACGCAGGCCAUGACACCUCCCAGCCAGACUGUUUCGCCUCGCUACUGUCCAGUCUCAACGAGCUGGGAGAGAGACAACUGGUGUCUGUGGUGAACUGGGCUAAAGCCAUGCCAGGAUUCAGGGAGCUGCAUGUAGAAGACCAGAUGUCAGUGAUCCAGUCUUCGUGGCUGGGGUUGAUGGUGUUCGCUCUGGGCUGGAGGUCCUACACCAACUCCGAUGCCAGAGAGCUCUACUUCGCUCCUGACCUCAUCUUCAACGAUCAGAGGAUGCGUGUGUCCAGUAUGUAUGAACACUGUGUCCAGUUCCGUCUGCUAUCCCAGAGGUUCUGUGUGCUCAGAGUCACCCAGGAAGAGUUCCUCUGUAUGAAGGCUCUGCUCCUCUUCAGCAUCAUCCCUGUGAAGGGUCUGAGGAAUCAGAAGUGUUUUGACGAGCUGAGGUUCUCUUACAUCAAGGAGCUGGAUCGUCUGGCCAGCCACCAUGGAGAAAAACACCACACACAACGUCUGUUCCAGCUCACACAGCUACUGGACUACCUACACCCGAUUGUGAGGAAGCUGCACCAGUUCACCUAUGAUCUGUUUAUCCAGGCCCAGUCUCUGCCCACCAGAGUCAGCUAUCCAGAGAUGAUCUCUGAGAUCGUCAGCGUUCACGUGCCCAAGAUGCUCACAGGCAUAGUUCAGCCAAUCCUCUUUCACAAUACACCUUGCUAGAGGGUCAUCAUAUCACAAUGCACCUUGAUAGAGGGUCAUCCUAUCACAAUGCACCUUGCUAGAGGAUCAUCAUAUCACAAUGCACCUUGCUAGAGGUUCAACCUAUCACAAUGCACCUUGCUAGAGGAUCAUCAUAUCACAAUGCACCUUGAUAGAGGGUCAUCCUAUCACAAUGCACCUUGCUAGAGGAUCAUCCUAUCACAAUGCACCUUGCUAGAGGAUCAUCAUAUCACAAUGCACCUUGCUAGAGGUUCAACCUAUCACAAUGCACCUUGCUAGAGGAUCAUCAUAUCACAAUGCACCUUGCUAGAGGUUCAACCUAUCACAACGCACCUUGCUAGAGGGUCAUCAUAUCACAAUGCACCUUGCUAGAGGGUCAUCCUAUCACAAUGCACCUUGCUAGAGGUUCAACCUAUCACAAUGCACCUUGCUAGAGGAUCAUCAUAUCACAAUGCACCUUGCUAGAGGUUCAACCUAUCACAACGCACCUUGCUAGAGGGUCAUCAUAUCACAAUGCACCUUGCUAGAGGGUCAUCCUAUCACAAUGCACCUUGCUAGAGGUUCAACCUAUCACAAUGCACCUUGCUAGAGGGUCAUCAUAUCACAAUGCACCUUGCUAGAGGUUCAACCUAUCACAAAACACUAUUAGAGGUUCAACCCAGGGCCGGCCCUAGGCAUAAGUUAUUUUAUAUUUGAUUUUAUAUUUUUGGAACUCAGUCGGGGUCUCAACUUACUGUUGAGAGUUAAAAUAGUAAAAUACAUAGGUUGAGACCUUUUUGAAAGAGCACAGUUAGAAAGAUAUGGCAUAUAGAAGCAAACCAGAUGGACAUCAUGAAAAUGAUCGGAGAGGU
Messenger RNA from Coregonus clupeaformis (lake whitefish), 3376 nucleotides. RefSeq names its product androgen receptor-like. Bases 471 to 2525 code for a protein of 684 amino acids. Lineage: Eukaryota; Metazoa; Chordata; Actinopteri; Salmoniformes; Salmonidae. Gene Ontology annotation, molecular function: zinc ion binding; sequence-specific DNA binding; DNA-binding transcription factor activity. The record is from RefSeq and is a predicted model, not a curated record. Gene Ontology annotation, biological process: regulation of DNA-templated transcription; male gonad development. The transcript has 9 exons.